Anthostomella pinea is the source of this 630-nucleotide messenger RNA. NCBI's taxonomy places the organism in Eukaryota, Fungi, Ascomycota, Sordariomycetes, Xylariales, Xylariaceae. The record is from the annotation of a GenBank genome assembly.
AUGACAGCGGCCACGAGAUGGAUCGAGCUCAGGGGCUACCUCACCAAAACCAUCUCAGUCAGACAAUUGAGCACGCCCGAAUACACGCGAGCCACCUCGCUCGUCGCAGGGGCCUGCCUCUGUAGCCACGCCUCCGCGCAGACCCUCCACGACCACCUCAAAGUCUUCAUCACCAAUGCAGUAUUAGACAUCGCGGCCGAGGCAUCGCGAGUCCCACAGGAGGCCCUGCUGCAUUUCUACUGCAGCCAAUGGAACCAGUUCGAAGUCCGAAUCGAUAUAUGCAACAAUAUCUUCUUCCGCCUGAAUAAAUGGUGCCAGUCGGUCCCCUAUUUGCAUCCGCGGGAUACCAGUAGGCCAGCUGGGGUUGAUGGGCCUCCUGAGGCCGGCAAGCUAGGUCUUGGAUUGUGGACGACCUGGGUUCUGGAGCCCUUGGUGCCACGGCUGCUGAACCUCCUGCGAGGGGCACCAGGAGCGGUCGACAAUUUGGAUGGUGGCUUCUUCGAUCACUUGUACACGAUGCUUCCUGGCCUGAAGGCAUUUGGCAUGCUAAACAAAAAGGAGCGGGGUUUCGUCACAGCGUUUGCCAAUCAACUUGAGCUCCUCUGGCAAACAUAUCAAUCAACGAGUUGA